CCGGGUUGUGGGCGCCUGUGGUAAGGUAGAUGGCCAGUGACCACUCUCCUACUGCAGGGGGCGUAUGAUAAGAUAGCAACGUUACGUGCCAUCGCAGGGCAGCAGCAGUAAUACUUCUUUCACCCAUCCCGACAGCAACUCCUGUAUUGCUGCCCAUCCGAUCCCUCGAAUGUUGUCUCCCAGCGCCACGGCUCAUCAGGUCGCGUGCGCGCCGCUGGAAUGAGAAGACUAGCUGCUCGAUUGCUAACCCCAGCUGCACAUCCACGAUUGCGGGAAACGACCACCGUAUUACCAUCUCUUUCGAACAGCGCUUUCCAUGUCACGUCCGUCACGUCCGAUCUAUCAACACCAUGGCACCCCCGGCCUCGACUACCGCCAAAGCUGUUGCCGUCGCAGCAGCGGCAAAUAUCCCUGACGGGUCCGCUAUUCCAAGACUCGUCAACGCCCUCCAACGCAACCCGGUCGCCAGUCACCCACCCACCCCUGGAUGAAGUCGGCAGGCUCGACUCCGCCGUCUUUCCAAAACUACCCUUUCGCUUCGACACAGGCAUAGCGCUGUUUGCGAAGCGAGCCCCGCGCCCGUUCCCGCCUCCGUACCUCUCGCCGCCCUCCGGCUCGUUCAGCGAUCCGCUCAGCACGCACGACCGAAGCCGGGACCGGCGUCGGGCCUAUGUGGACGGGCAGCUGAUACAGGGUCUCACCAACGGCGAUGACGCCGUGUUUGCGAGCGAAUACUUCAUCGCCGCCAAUGACGGGGUGGGCGCCUGGAGCACGAGGCCAAGGGGUCACGCCGGGUUAUGGUCGCGGCUGAUCCUGCAUUUCUGGGCAACAGCCAUGUUCGAGGACGCCGCCCGCCAGGGGGACUCGUACCGCCCCGAUCCCCUUGCCUAUCUGCAGCGGGCGUACGAACAGACCAUCGAGGCUACGGGCCCGCCCAACGACUGGCAGGGCACGACGACGGCGGCCGGCGCGCAGCUGCACUACCGCCAUCGAACAUCCGACGAUAAUAACAGCAGCAGCGGCGGCGGCGGCAGCGGGGACGACAACACGGUCGAGCCCCUCCUGUACGUAACCAACCUGGGUGACUCGCAAGUCAUGGUGGUGCGCCCGGCGACGCGCGAGAUGGUGUACAAGUCGACGGAGCAGUGGCACUGGUUCGACUGCCCGCGGCAGCUGGGGACUAACAGUCCCGACACGCCGGCCAACUGCGCCGUGGUGGACGAGGUGCCCAUCCGCGAGGGCGACGUCGUGCUGGCCAUGUCGGACGGCGUGAUCGAUAACCUGUGGGGCCACGAGAUCGUGGAGAAGGUCUGCGAGAGCUUGGAGGCGUGGCGCGCUGGCAAGAUCCCCUCGAGACGGGAGUGCCUGGCGCCGGAUACGCAUAGCAAUAAUCGAGACGCCGGCGGCAUGCAGUAUGUCGCAGACGAACUGAUGGAGGCGGCGAGGGCCAUCGCCGUCGAUCCGUUUGCCGAGAGCCCCUUCAUGGAGCAUGCUAUUGAAGAAGGGCUGGCUAGUGCUGGCGGGAAACUCGACGAUAUCAGCGUUGUGGCAGCCAUCUGCAAGAGGAAUGAUGGCUGAUGGAGGUGAAAUAUGUACAAGCCAACUGGAGGGGUUAGAUGGUGAUCCUGAUGGGCCGAGAUUGCCGACAGGAGUCGGUAUGAGACUAGCUGUGUGAUUACUACACAGUAACUAAUACCUUGCUCCUAGAUAUAACGAGGGCUGUACAGGAGGUAUUCUUUUGAAUGUUAUGACGGGAUGGAUGCCCAGGGUUUUAUAUAGAAGGCGGCCGCAGGAGGCUCGGCUUCUAAUGGUUGCCGAGCACAGGUAAUAUGCGAGACGAGAGGCAUCCAACGUGAAAGUCCUAGGUGCACUGAAUCCCGAAUUGUGCAGCUUCUACAUCGUAUCUUAUACGCUCAGGGUAAACCAAGCAACCUACAUAGUAUCCACCACUGAGUUUCAAGAAAGAAAGCUUCAAGGCUCUUCUCGCUCUUCCAUCCUGAUAAUGUUAAGGC
Molecule: messenger RNA, 2012 nt
Organism: Chaetomium strumarium
Lineage: Eukaryota; Fungi; Ascomycota; Sordariomycetes; Sordariales; Chaetomiaceae
Product: phosphatase 2C-like domain-containing protein
Exons: 2
Coding region: 220-1578 (452 amino acids)
Biological process (GO): protein dephosphorylation
Molecular function (GO): protein serine/threonine phosphatase activity
Source: RefSeq, a predicted model, not a curated record